UCCAGGUCCAGGCAGGCUCCAUGGGGAGGGGGAAAAACCCGAGAGAGGAUACGAAUAACGGUACACUCCAGUAUUUAUGGAGUCGAUCCCCGCUUUUAACCGCACCACAUCGGCGUCUCCUGUGAUGCAUUCAUGAAUAAAUGUGUUUACAAACGGACGCGGUGAACGGCGUGUUGGGGCUGACGAAAACAAGCGGUCCACCAUUGUCUGCGUAGAAAAAAGAAUGGCCUGGAUGUGUAAGCGGAAGUCGUGGAUCGCCACCGGUCUAAUCAUGGCGGUGUCGCUCUUUGUUGUUGUGGUAUACUACUCGGAGAAGCCCUACUUCCUUCUGCAGCCAGUAUUGGGUCAGACGAUCAGCAGCCACCAGAUGUUCUCCAAGCAGCCCUAUGAGGCCUUCAAGCCUCACCCAGGCUAUGUUAGCAUUCCCAAACAGGAGCAUCUGAAGCUGCACUGUGAGCUCUGCAGCAUCGUGUCCAGCUCUGGCCAGAUGUUGGGCCAGGGUGCCGGCCCGCAAAUUGACCGCUCUCAAUGCAUCUGGCGGAUGAACAACGCGCCCACAAGGGGCUUUGAACAUGACGUGGGCCAGCGGACCACGCUCAGAGUUGUCUCGCACACCAGCGUCCCUCUACUGCUGCAGAAGCCCCAGUACUUCUUCGGCCAGGGUAAUGACACAGUGUAUGUUGUGUGGGGGCCGCUACGAAACAUGAGGAAGGAUGGGAAGGGCAUUGUGUACAACAUGCUGCGACAGGCGUCUGAGAACUACCCUCAUGCACGCAUCUACGUCACCACAGAGGAAAGGAUGAAAUACUGCGACAUGGUCUUCAAGAAUGAGACGGGUAAAGACAGGAUCCAGUCCGGCUCCUACCUCAGCACCGGCUGGUUUACGCUCAUCCUCGCCAUGGACAUGUGCAAAGAGAUCCAUAUCUACGGGAUGAUAAAUGACACCUAUUGCAAGACGGAAGGUUACAGAAAGGUUCCCUAUCACUACUACGAGGCGGGCAGCCGGGGCGAAUGUGCAGAGUAUCUGCUCCAUGAGAGCGCCCCCUACGGUGGGCACCGCUUCAUCACCGAAAAGUCUGUGUUUACCAAGUGGGCCAAAACUCAUGCCAUCAAGUUCUUCAACCCACUUUGGCAGCUGUCGUGACCCUGGCUAAACCGAAAUGGAAAUACUACACCAUCAUCGUCAUUAUCAUUGUCAUCAUCUGGGGACCAGCUAGGCCUCUACACUGACUGAAAGUGUGUUCCCUGAUGUGCACAAACAUCCUUUUUUGGCACAAAUUCCACAUCGUAUCCAUUUAAAAAAAGUUGUUUGAUGGAUGCUUGUCAAGUCCUGGAUGGCUACUAUCCAGGAAGUGCUGGUUGUUUUAUUGAAAGCCACUCAAUCCGACAGACUGCCGGUCAACCUGGACAAUAAAAACAUGUCUCUUGCUUGUUCAGUCUUUUUCCUCUGAAUUUGAGAGUUGAAGAAAAUGCACAGCGCGCCGCUCUUUAUUGGCUAAUCGAUCUUUUCGCUGCUCUGUGAGUUUAGCAAAGGAUGGCUCGUAGACUAAUUUAAAAAA
Messenger RNA from Etheostoma cragini (Arkansas darter), 1559 nucleotides. RefSeq names its product ST6 (alpha-N-acetyl-neuraminyl-2,3-beta-galactosyl-1,3)-N-acetylgalactosaminide alpha-2,6-sialyltransferase 3 (gene st6galnac3). Gene Ontology annotation, biological process: oligosaccharide metabolic process; ganglioside biosynthetic process. The coding region runs from base 224 to 1144 and encodes 306 amino acids. Gene Ontology annotation, molecular function: alpha-N-acetylgalactosaminide alpha-2,6-sialyltransferase activity. Lineage: Eukaryota; Metazoa; Chordata; Actinopteri; Perciformes; Percidae. The record is from RefSeq and is a predicted model, not a curated record. The transcript is spliced from 5 exons.